AUGAAGAUGCUCGCGCUCGCCUUCGCCGCUGCCAGCGCCUUCGCCCCGUCCUGCCAGGAGGCGGCAAUUUCGGAGGGGAACUGCGCGAGCGGGCUUCGCAUGCGCUGCCCGGCUGCGCUGCCUCCGGCCAAAGCGAUCCCAGGCGUGCCGCUACUCGUGGAGGAUCUCUCGGACAGAGUGCAUGAGGGCGACGGGCUCCCCACCUACGCCGUAAGUGUGCUCUACCACGAGUGGCCGGGGCACGUGCGUUCGCCCAUCAAGCAGUACGACCAGAGUGGCAUGCUGUGCGUGAAGCGGGGCCAGAUUCGGCUCGUGCUGCAAGGCGCAGCUGGCAAGUUAGCGAAAACUGGCGAGUGCCUCUUGCUGCCGCAGGAGCCUCUGAGCGUGGUCAGCUCAGACUCGCCCGCUCAGUUCUUCCUCUACACCGCCAGCCCGGGCUACCUGGAGGUGGACGGGAGAAUCUGCGAGCCUUCGUCACAGUGGAGUCUCGGCAUCGUCGGAUGCCCCACAUGCUCCGAAGUUCACGAGCAGCAAUGCAAGACGUAUGCAACGUGCGCAGGGCACUCGAACGCCACCGUUUCCCCUGAUUCGUGUGAGUACGAGUGCGUAAUCAACGGCGAGCCGGCGCCCACAGUGCAGUGGCUCGUGCCGACAACCGCCCGCUCGGACAAUGCUGGCAAGGUCGUUGCAAUGGAGCCCUCGUAUCCUGUGCAGGGCGGUCACUCGGGGGACAUGCUCGACUUCUACGCCGUCUUGGGAUCCGGUCGCAAUACCCUCCCGGGCGACAACCACCGCCUCUACGCGGAGAGGACGACCCGCAUUCCUUUCACGCGCGCGCUCGUGCACACCCACGACUGGACGGGUGUUACUUGCGUGCAGCAGGGAGAGAUGACGCUUCUGCUCGACAUGGUGGAGCCGGUGACAGUGCGCGAGAGCGGAUGCUACUGGAUGCCUGCAGGACGCUAUAUGACGGGGAUGAACACCGGGAACGUCACGGCACUAAUGUGGGACAUGAGGCGCUACACCACGAUCGAUUUGCUACCUAUCGAUUCUCGCGCCGCUUCGAAGGAUGCGGAAGAAGACGACAUUUGCCGUGCGGAAGGCGGCGUGCUCGUCGACGGGGCGACCGUCCGCCCGCUCUCCCCCAAGGAGCGCUUCAACCAGAGCGCUUCGCUUGUGCGCCGCAUCAAGGAGAUUUGCGAUCUCACCGCCGGCACGCUUGAGCCCUUACUGGCGCCAUACCCCGCGUGCGAGUGCAUCGGGCAAUUCGACGAGACGGGAAGUGUGGAGUGGGCGCUCUGA
Molecule: messenger RNA, 1302 nt
Organism: Emiliania huxleyi CCMP1516
Lineage: Eukaryota; Haptophyta; Isochrysidales; Noelaerhabdaceae
Exons: 2
Coding region: 1-1302 (433 amino acids)
Source: RefSeq, a predicted model, not a curated record